This is a messenger RNA of Mauremys mutica (yellowpond turtle), 5167 nucleotides long. It is a transcript of the gene GOPC, whose product is annotated as golgi associated PDZ and coiled-coil motif containing. Bases 613 to 1998 code for a protein of 461 amino acids. Lineage: Eukaryota; Metazoa; Chordata; Testudines; Geoemydidae. Gene Ontology annotation, molecular function: transmembrane transporter binding. The record is from RefSeq and is a predicted model, not a curated record. Gene Ontology annotation, biological process: negative regulation of protein localization to cell surface. The transcript is spliced from 9 exons. Gene Ontology annotation, cellular component: Golgi apparatus; trans-Golgi network transport vesicle; membrane.
AGGCCGUUGGUGCGCGGCAGCCGCGGGCGCCUCCCAGGCCGUUGUCUAAGCACCAACCCCGACUCGGGGCCUGCAGGCUGCGGGGAAGCCCCCUAAGGCCGCUGCGCUGCGCGGCUCUGCAGCGGGUGGGGUGAGGGCCGGCCGGCUCCCUCCCUGCAGCGACGGGCUGGAGAAGGGGCAGGGGCGACGAGCGCUGCCCGGAACUGCCGCGAUCCCCGGCGCAGUCUUAGCAGCGCGCAUAGCAGGCAGCGCCUGCGCAGUGUGAGUGGUGCAGCGGGGCUGAGAUCGCUGAGGUGGGGCUCGGCCAUGCUCCCUGAGCUGCGGUCUCAGUUGUGGCAGGCAGCACAAGUCAAUCGACGAUCUCAGCCCACCGACAGAGCGCCGCCUCGCAACCUGUUUCGGCAUCCGAGCGCAUGCGCUGUAGGGACGCGUCGCUCCUCUCUCAGCCACUGUCACCAGACCCGAGAGGAGGCUCCUGCCGCCGCGUCCUGCGGGCGUUGAGGGGGGCGGGCAGGCGCGCGCGCGCAGGUGUGUGUUGGGUGCCGCGCGGGCGUUGAGGAGAAGGGGGGCGCGCGCGCAGGGGGUGCCUCGCAGGCCGCGAGGGGUGUCAACAUGUCCGGUAUGGGGGCUGGUUCGUGCGGCUCGGGCUCCGGGGCCUGUGGCGGGGGGGCCGCCGCCGCCUCCUCCUCCCCGGGCGGGGGGGUGUCGAUGUUCCGCUGGCUGGAGGUGCUGGAGAAGGAGUUCGAUAAGGCCUUCGUGGACGUGGACUUGCUGCUGGGGGAGAUCGACCCCGACCAAGCGGACAUCACCUACGAGGGGCGGCAGAAAAUGACCAGCCUCAGCUCCUGCUUCGCCCAGCUCUGCCACAAGGCGCAGACCGUGUCCCAGAUCAACCACAAGCUGGAGGCGCAGCUGGUGGAUCUGAAAUCUGAACUGACAGAAACUCAGGCUGAGAAAGUAGUAUUGGAAAAAGAGGUGCAUGAUCAGCUUUUGCAACUCCAUGCCAUUCAACUUCAGUUGCAUGCCAAGACAGGCCAGAGUGUUGAUUCUGGGGCAAUUAAAGCAAAAUUGUCUAUCCUUUCUGUGGAUGAGUUGGAGAGAGAGCUUGAAGCCAACAAGAAAGAAAAGGUGAAAGAAGCUCAACUUGAAGCGGAGGUGAAGUUACUGAGGAAGGAAAAUGAGGCACUUCGUCGACACAUAGCUGUGCUUCAGGCUGAGGUUUAUGGGGCAAGACUGGCGGCCAAAUACCUAGAUAAAGAACUAGCUGGAAGGGUCCAGCAGAUUCAGUUACUAGGCCGAGAUAUGAAGGGUCCUGCUCAUGAUAAGCUUUGGAACCAGUUAGAAGCAGAAAUACACCUGCAUCGUCACAAAACUGUCAUUAGAGCAUGUCGGGGUCGUAAUGACCUGAAAAGACCAAUGCAAGCACCACCAGGGCAUGAACCAGAUUCCUUAAAGAAGAGUCAAGGCGUUGGUCCAAUCAGAAAAGUUCUCCUUGUUAAAGAAGACCAUGAAGGACUAGGCAUUUCAAUCACAGGUGGGAAGGAGCACGGCGUUCCAAUACUAAUCUCUGAAAUCCACCCCGGUCAGCCUGCUGACCGAUGUGGAGGUCUGCAUGUUGGAGAUGCCAUUCUAGCAGUAAAUGGAGUGAAUCUGAGAGAUGCCAAACAUAAAGAAGCAGUAACUAUUCUUUCCCAGCAGAGAGGGGAGAUUGAAUUUGAAGUGGUGUAUGUUGCUCCAGAGGUAGACUCAGAUGACGAAAAUGUAGAAUAUGAGGAUGAAAGUGGACAUCGCUAUCGCUUGUAUCUUGAUGAAUUGGAGGAAGGUGGAAAUUCAGGUUCUAAUAGGAAAAAUGCAAGUGCAGCUGUCAAACCAUCAGAAGUGUUUGAUAAGAAACCAAGUGUUGAUGGACAUGAAAAUGGAGACCUAGGAAAUUCAGUUGAAACUCCCUUAGAAGAGACUGCACCCAAACUAGCUGAUUCUGCUGAGUCCUUGCCCUAAAGAAAUCAACUGGCCUGAUCACUUCUUCAGGAAAGAUUGAUAAUCAGAAUAGACUGUUCCAAAUUUUAUAUACCAUAGUAGGUUGUAAAAGGACUAUUAAAAAUCAAAGGAAACCUGUAUUACUGUUGCCUGAAAAAAAUGGCGGUUACCUCAGGGCUUCUUUGUGAGCAAUUCAUAACGUGUAAAACUCUGUUCUUCUGUGACACACAUUAGUUAACACAUUGCAUGUAAAAUGGAUUUUCCUUGAACUGUAAGCACCAAAGCAUGUCGUUUCCAAAAGAUAAUCUUAAUGCAUUCAGCUUUGGAUCCUAUUGAUGUCCUUGACGGGUGUAGAAUAAAAUUGUAGCCAGCUUUAUUUUGUUCCUUUGUCACUGAGUAAAAGCAAAGAAUUAACAGCACUUUGAUCCAAACUAACCUUUAACUGUUAAAAAAGGGAGAAGUGAAUAUUUACCACUGCAUCCCUGAAUUUUCCAUUGAGGUUUUUUGAGCUGCAAUUUAGAAGGGGGGGCGGGGAGGGAAAGGGGGAACAAAAAAUGUCAUGACUCAGAUUUUCACAUAAUAGCAAAAAGCAAAUGUUUUAGUUUAAGAAAACAAAAGUGGAAAGAACAACUGUUGAGUAUUGUAAAUUCUGAUCUCCCAAUACACAAUCAUUUUACAUCUGAGGAGAUUUUCAGCAUUAUUUAAUUUCUUUAAACAAUUUAUUGCUAAUCAAUGCUGCACUUAAAAUAUUCUCCAAAAGUAUUUAAACAGAGCACUGUUCUAUUUGUUUUUUAAAUGCAAAAUUAGUGUAAAAAUAGCUUACUGCUUGUUCAGAAUUAUGUCUGCCCUUGUGCAUUGUAUCUGAGCAUCAUACAGUCAGUAUUCGUUAUUGAAUGUAUACUGUUAGGACUGAUAUGAAGUAGUUUUAUACAUUGAGUUGUUCAUCAUGGGCUUGAUCCUAUGAGAUGCUGAGUACUUUUGGAUGGGUACUGAACACGCUCAAUUCCCAUUGAAAUUAUCUUUAAAUCAAAGGGAGUUGAAGACACGCCAUAUCUCGCAGCAAGUGCUCAGGGCCAUGAAGUAUCUGGUCCUAAAUGGUAUGACAGUCCUGUUAGCCUAUAGCAUUUUAAUUGUUACUGUUUAAAUGAAAUACUGUUGCCUUCCAAGAGCAGUUAUAUCCUAAAAUAGAUAAUUGAUGUACAUCUAAAGGCCCAAGGCAUGUUUGGAAAAUGGUGACGUUAAUGGUGGUUUUCUUGGCUAGUUUCUCAUACUGUAUCUAUAGAAAUUUUAGUGAAACACAAUAUGCUCCAUAUGCAAACUAUAAAAAAGUGUAAUAGUUUUUAUUAACCCAGGAUAAAGCACGAAAUACCCUGCUCUCCUAUUUACUGCUAUGCAGCCUGUUAAACUGUAAUGUGAAAAGAUGAGAUUUUGUAUUUUGAGAGUGAAACUAAUGUGAAAUAACAGCUUUGCAAAUGUUACUGUAUUGAUGUACAUAAAUAGAGGAAAAAUCUCUAAGGCCUUUAGAGGAAUAUCAAUUAAUCUAACGUUUAAUGUUCAAAACUUUUGAUGUAGAACACAGUUCCUUAUCCCUCUGAGGAGCACUAUAUAUAUGUUUAUAGAGGUAUCUUUAAAGUGUAUAUACUUUAUUCAAAGAUUUUGCUAUUUAUAAAACCUUUAACUGUUGCUCUUUUCAUUAAUUUUUGUGCAUGGUUCCAUUCACUCAAAAAGCUGUUUCAUUUACAGACAAUUUUUUUUGUGGUAAAGCAUAUUAAAAUACUCUAUAAUAUUGCCUCUAAGCAUAUGUUAAUAUUUAAAAAAUAGGGCUGAAUGCAUAAGACACAUAUCACCAGUUGCUUAUGAAGCUCCAUGUAUUACAUGAAUUGUUCAGGUGCAUUUUAGCAGAUGAAUUCAUCGCUGUAAUGUUGCAUCCAGACAUUCAUUGUGUCACAUCUACUGUCAUUCCAGUAAGGUGUACUCUGAAGCUGAGUGUAGCAUGGAGCUCAUUGUAUUUCUCUGUCAGAGAAGGCAGUUCAAUUUUCACUUUUUGGGUAUUCCCUCUCUGUUUGAAGAUGUUAGACAUGGCCUUCUGUCAUGUCUAGGGAAGCUGCGUAGGGAUAGUUAUCUGUGGGAAAGAGAAAGUCCCUUCACCCACUUGAAGCACCUAGAAUCUCCCAUUUCAAAUACUUUUGCCCACGUCCAGUUUGAGGUUGGACAGGGUUGCUGAAGUCGUUUUCCUUCCAUCCUCACUCUGCCUGCCUGCUGCUUUGAUCAUCCUGUAGGUGAGAUCAGUGAUAGAAGUGGUGUACUGUCUGGGAAGAUGACCAGCAUUGACAAAUUAAUGCCAAAAUUCCCCUUACCCCCCAUGUCAGUUUUUCUGACCUUUGUUUGGGAAGCCCUGAGUCGGACAAUAUUGCUAGGACUUUCUGUGAAAGGAUAGUGUGGUUGUACUCCAUACUUCCUGCUAUAACACUGCAGAUUUAUUGUUGGGAUAGUGAAACUAUUAGAAGUUCUUUUUUAAGGCAACAGUAGUUUAACAACAAGUUGCAAAAUCUAAAUGCAAUCUAUAAAUACAUUACUCUGUUUUGCCAAUAACUGGAAAACUCAAACCCACUGCUUCCCAGGGGUUGAUUGAGUUGGACAUGAAGAGUUUCCAAGGAAAGUAAGAUUUUCAUUUUUUAUUUUUAAAAAAGUAUAGAACAUUGUUUACUUGUAUAUAUUUUACUUCAGAUAAUAAAACAAAGCUCUUAAGAGAAUAGAGUGCAGCUUUGUGUGGAUAAUUCCUUGGCCAUAUUUUUUAAAUCUUCAGUGGAAUAACUAUCUCUUGGUUUUUUAAAGGAGAAUGGAGUUUGAAGGGAGAUGGGACCACUGCUUACUAAGAAACAAGCUUGAUGGUAGUAAAUUAACUUGGGUCAUAAAUUUGUGUUUUUGUAUUUCUGUGGUAGAAGUGUAUUUACUACAGUGGAGAGGGUUUGUAUGUAUCUCAAACUUACCACAGAUGUGUUGAUAAUGGAUAUGGUGAGCAAUAUUCAAAUGUUAUUUAUUGUAUAAUCUAUCCAAACACCCUUCCAUCUUGGGUUGGUCUCAUAUCUGUGGAAGGUGUAACAUUUUGCAACAAUUGUAUUAUACCUAGUUAAGCUGAGUUUCAUAUUUUUUUAUUAGCCUGUAAAUAAAGAUGGGAUCUUAUGCAUUA